This is a messenger RNA of Ostrea edulis (European flat oyster), 1086 nucleotides long. RefSeq names its product opsin, blue-sensitive-like. NCBI's taxonomy places the organism in Eukaryota, Metazoa, Mollusca, Bivalvia, Ostreida, Ostreidae. Gene Ontology annotation, cellular component: membrane. The transcript has 2 exons. Bases 1 to 1086 code for a protein of 361 amino acids. Gene Ontology annotation, biological process: neuropeptide signaling pathway. The record is from RefSeq and is a predicted model, not a curated record. Gene Ontology annotation, molecular function: neuropeptide receptor activity.
AUGAAUUCUACACAGGACACUACGGAAAUAGAAGCGUUUCUCGGACUAAGGACAGGUCGGUUACCGGCUGCCGUGUUCAUUGUCAUGGCUAUUGUCUUUGGGUUGCCUGGAAAUUGCAUCUCAUUAUACAUAUUUUUAUUUCGCAUGGAAAAGAAAUCCACCUACGUCAUCUUUGUGUCUUUCUUGGCCAUGUUCGAUGUCUUGACCUGUGCUGUGCACAUGCCCCUAGAACUCAUUGACCUCGUGUUCCCCUUUCAUAUUCCAGAGUGGUUGUGCAAAUGUUUUCGAUUCAAUAACGGUGUGCUGUUCAUGGGGUCUCUGAUGACGUUGCUAGUGAUUGCGGUUUCGCGUUAUCGUCAUAUCGUCCAUCCUCUCAAAGAGAAAAUGUCCAUAACCACAGCAAAACGAUGUUGCGGGACAGUUUUCGUAUUUUCCAUUUUCAGCGCGGUCCCAGCUUUAGUUUUCAAUGGGAACUAUGCAGUUUCUAUCGGAAACUCAACAGCGACAAUAUGCUAUAUUUCAGACGAGGCACUGACAACGAUUUUCCCGGCUCUCUAUCUUGGUUUCUACUGGUUAGUUUACUGUGCAUCUGUAAUCAUUUUAAGCAUGACUUACCUGGUCAUCGAACAAACAUAUCCUUCAGCCGAACAUGCUUUCCAACACAUCAAAUCCUUACGUUCUGGUGAUCUUAACCGUGCAGAAGCCGUAAGUAAAGCUGAAACCGCCUUAGAUGCCAAACGUGUAGGAGGUCAGGUCCUGGAAUCUGAUGCUUGGAUUACAUCUAAAGACUCCGUUAUGCGGGAAAUACUGGAAUCUAAACUACAGCAUUGUUCACAAUUCAGAAGUGCUUUAAAAAAAAUCAGAAAAUCCGAUAUUCUGGUGGAAUCGACGUGGGAUACUUAUUGGGGUAGCGGGCUGAACGUGACCGGAACAUCUCAUACUCUAAUGCAACAUUGGCCAGGUGAAAAUAAGCUUGGACGUAUCCUCGACGGCAUGGCAGCCAAAUUGCAGCGUACGGACGAAAAUUCAGCUACCAACAAUUCCUCUAGAUCAACAAGAAACAAGCAGGGCAAAAAACAGAGUUAA